This is a messenger RNA of Dentiscutata heterogama, 831 nucleotides long. Lineage: Eukaryota; Fungi; Glomeromycota; Glomeromycetes; Diversisporales; Gigasporaceae. The record is from the annotation of a GenBank genome assembly.
AUGUGCAUGUAUUUUGGUGGAAAUGAUUCGGGGAAUGUUAUUCAAAACUCAUCAAAGAAACCAUCGGAAAAUAAAAUUCAAAAACAACUUUGCUCGAUCACCACUUCAGAACUUGAACAAUCUUACAUUACUGAUUUCGAUAUCGAAUCUACUCAAAAAAUGAUGAAUGAUGACUCUUUGGAAAUGUGUGAUAAUUAUUAUGAAAAAGAACAUUUUGAUUGUUGUGAACUUUAUCAAAGUUCUGAACAAAGUUCUGAGCAAAGUCCCGAACAAACCUCUGAACAAAGCCCUGAACAAAACUAUGAACAGAGCCCUGAACAGAGCCCUGAACAGAAUCCUGAACAAAGGUCUGAACAGAGUCCUGAACAGAGCCCUGAACAAAGUUCUGAACAAAGCUUUGAACAGGAAUCCAAAAAUUCGAGUGACAACUCUCCAAUCAUUAGUAAUGAUCCAGGCUUUCAUUAUGAUUACUCUUAUUUUUCCGAUGGUACUAUCGAAGAAUCACCUCUCCAAACGCCGAUCCGUGAAACUUUUGAACAUCAAUUUGAAUCUUUACCUUCAUUUGACAAUAAUAUUUAUACCAUUUCGAGCGAUCAAAAUGAACUCAAUGAAAUCCAUAAAUACACCACAGAUAACGUUAAUAACCAAAUAUCUUCAAAUCCUCUUGGAAUUCAUAAUAAUUUAUUCCCAGUGGAGACAAAUAUGUUUGUAUUAUCUAAUUCAAACAAUCUGCCUCUUAUAUUUGAUAACGUUACGACAUUAUUUCAAGGCGAUUUGAGAAUUGAUUUGCCUUGCGGGAUGGAUUUUGAAAGUUUUUAUUAUAACUACUAG